CGCAAAGGGAAAUAUCCACCCUCUCUCUCUCUCUCUCUCUCUCUCUCGUGGGUGGGCGUCCGUACGUGUCUCAUCCUCUCCCUAGCUCCUCACCCGUGGUUCGUGAUUAUGGAGGAGAAUCAAGCUGAGAAGCUUGCUCCGGAGAGCAGCGGCGGCCCGGUGCGAACGAUCUGCGUCUUCUGCGGCAGCAGGCCGGGGAACCGGCCGUCCUUCAGCGCUGCCGCGCUCGACCUUGGAAAGCAACUGGUCGAAAGGCAGAUCAACCUGGUCUACGGUGGCGGCAGCGGCGGCCUGAUGGGCCUGGUGUCCAAGGCCGUCUACGAAGGCGGCCGCCACGUCCUCGGGGUCAUCCCCACCGCCCUUCUACCUGAAGAGGUGUCAGGGGAGACGUUGGGAGAGGUGAAAGUGGUCAGGGACAUGCAUGAGCGCAAGGCGGAAAUGGCGAAGCAUGCCGAUGCUUUCAUCGCCCUGCCAGGCGGUUACGGGACUAUCGAAGAACUGCUGGAGAUCAUAGCGUGGGCGCAGUUGGGGAUCCACAGCAAACCGGUGGGGUUGCUCAACGUGGACGGCUACUACAACAGCCUGCUGUCGCUGUUCGACAAGGGUGUCGAGGAGGGUUUCAUCGACCCCAAGGCACGGAACAUCUUCGUCCUCGCUGACACCGCCGCGGAGCUGCUGACUAAGCUUACCAUGGCGCGGCUGACAGUGGCAGCCGACGAGGACGAUGGUACUACCCCCGGCCCCGGAGGAGACGAAGACGAAGAGAAGGGAGCCGCCGCUGGCGUCAAAAGGAAAAGAACGACCUAGACUGUUGUAUUCUUGCAUUGUGUUUCCAUCUAUAUGUAUGUAUGCUUUUUUAGUUUUGUUGUUAUCUUGAUUUCAAGUAGUCGAUCUGCUGCUUGUUUUCUGCCCUUCUUAGAUUUAUUUUCAUUCCUACAUGCAAUGCAAUAAGUGGAUCCUGUAUGAUAACCUCAAGCUAGCAUCUCCUAACUAGUACGUCAAGCUGUUGUGUGUA
Sorghum bicolor (sorghum) is the source of this 1015-nucleotide messenger RNA. RefSeq names its product probable cytokinin riboside 5'-monophosphate phosphoribohydrolase LOG4. The coding region runs from base 109 to 807 and encodes 232 amino acids. Gene Ontology annotation, biological process: cytokinin biosynthetic process. NCBI's taxonomy places the organism in Eukaryota, Viridiplantae, Streptophyta, Magnoliopsida, Poales, Poaceae. Gene Ontology annotation, molecular function: hydrolase activity, hydrolyzing N-glycosyl compounds. Gene Ontology annotation, cellular component: nucleus; cytosol. The record is from RefSeq and is a predicted model, not a curated record. The transcript has 6 exons.